Castor canadensis (American beaver) is the source of this 646-nucleotide messenger RNA. NCBI's taxonomy places the organism in Eukaryota, Metazoa, Chordata, Mammalia, Rodentia, Castoridae. The record is from RefSeq and is a predicted model, not a curated record.
UGGCGCGCGCGCCCUAGCCAGUGGAUUUAACCUAGCUUGUUGGGUUUUCUCACGUUUAUUCUUAGGUGUUGACUAUUUCUGGACCCUGGCGUCUGCGAUUUUCGAGAUGCCGUCUUUGCUGGGCACGGUGAUGCCGGCUUCUACGUCUGCCGCAACCCUGCAGGAAGCUUUGGAAAAUGCCGGGCGGCUUAUCGACCGUCAGUUGCAAGAAGACCGCAUGUACCCGGACCUUUCCGAACUGCUCAUGGUGUCAGCCCCAAAUAAUCCAACUGUUUCAGGCAUGUCAGAUAUGGAUUAUCCUCUACAAGGACCUGGUUUGCUGUCAGUACCCAACCUUCCAGAGAUCAGUUCCAUCCGAAGAGUUCCUCUACCACCUGAACUUGUGGAACAGUUUGGACAUAUGCAAUGUAAUUGCAUGAUGGGUGUAUUCCCUCCUAUCAGCAGAGCUUGGCUCACGAUUGACAGUGACAUAUUCAUGUGGAACUAUGAGGAUGGGUAUGUAUUUAAGGCUGGUUUGCUUUGGUGUGAUUUGAAUUCAGAUAAUUUUUAUUGCUUACUGAAGCUAGCUAUUUAUUGGAAGCUGCCUAAGGUGACCUUUGCCUAUUUUGAUGGACUUAGUGAGACUAUUCUUGCUGUGGGCUUGUGA